AUGAAUGCCGCUGACGAGGACCUGGACAAUAAGCUCCAGAAGAUCUCUACUGAUCUCCUCGCUGACCUUGGCAAGGCCCUCAUCACACAUCUCCGCAAGCCUGAUGGCAGCGGCGGCACGAGAGUGAGGUCCUCUGUCCGCGCCCGAGAAGCAUUUUCGGCGACAUGCGACGUCAUCGACAACUUCCAAGAGCUCCCUCAGCUGCUCGACCCUUAUUUACCCAAAUGGAUCCCGCUUCUGGCCCAAUCGUACCUGGAGGACCUGACGAACCCGCGCCGCGCCGUCGCCCAGCGCGACAAUAGCGCCAAGUCUAAAGCCCUGGUCCCAGUCUCGUUUGCCAUUGCCAGGAUACUCUACACCUUCUGCAAGGUCCGCGGCGAAAAGGUAAUUGUGCGCUUCUUGAACGCCGAGGCCAAGUACCUCGAACUGUUGCUGUCCUCCAUCGAAGAGGCAGAACUGCAAGUGGCGGCGGCAGCCGCGGGCUCGGCUGUCCUUGAUCCCAGCGAUGUGCAGUUCACGCCCGCGGCGGGGUGGGCGUGGGAGCAGAGGUACAUUGUACUCUUGUGGCUGUCGCAUCUGCUCUUUGCGCCCUUUGACCUGGCUACCAUUUCCUCAGUCGAGUUGGAAGAGGAUGCUGUGCCGCAGAUUGACGGGCUGCAGCUGCGCGAAAAGCUGCCCGGCAUCACGCUACGCAUUCUGCCGCUGGCCAUCAAGUAUCUCGCCACGGCUAGCAAGGAGCGCGAUGCAGCCAAGGCGCUGCUCGUGAGAAUGGCCAUGCGCAAGGACAUGCAGGCCCUGGGCGUCCUGGACAGCCUCAUUGCUUGGGCCCUCGCCUCGCUCCGGCCGCAAAAGGGCGUGGAGCCGCAGCAGACUUACUUUUACCUCGGCGUGCUCUCUUUUCUGGCUGGCAUUCUGCGAUUGUCCUCUGAGACAUCUGACAUGGACGCUCAUCUUUCCUCCAUCUUCAAUGCAGUCCACGCCCUUACUUUCAACGACACCAAUGUAUCCAAGGCUGUCAAUGCACUGGCGCUGGCGCGGAAAAUGAUCAUCAAGGUUGUCCGCUCAGUGGUGGUGACGUCCCUGCGAAGAAGUAGUCAGGAUAUGCAGAGCAUGGAAAGGACGGAAACGGCGAUUGGAUACCUGCUGGAAAGCCUGUCUGACAAUGACACACCGGUGCGCAUGUCCGCAAGCAAGUCUCUGAGCGUUCUCACUCUCAAGCUUGACCCCGACAUGGCUUCCCAGGUUGUCGAGGCCGUGCUUGAGUCGCUGAACCGCAACGUGCUAUGGAACAAGGAAGAAAUUCAGAAGGGUGGACGACCUGUGCGUGAUUUAUCGGCCGUCAAUCACCUGGAGUGGCACGGCCUCGUCCUCACGCUCUCCCACCUUCUUUACCGGCGGUCACCGCCCGCGAACCAGCUGUCUGAUAUCAUACAUGCCCUGCUUCUUGGACUCUCCUUUGAGCAGCGAUCUUUGGCUGGCACCAGCGUUGGCGCCAACGUCCGCGAUGCGGCGUGCUUUGGCGUCUGGGCGAUUGCUCGUCGCUACACCACUGCCGAACUACUCGCCGUCCCAACCCAAUCUGUCUUCGCCGCCAAGGCACACCCUCCAGACAACUCCAUCAUCCAGGUUCUCGCCACGGAGCUGGUUACCGUGGCCUGUCUGGACCCCUUUGGAAACAUCCGCCGCGGCUCGUCGGCCGCUCUGCAGGAGCUCACUGGCCGCCACCCAGACACGAUCGAGCAAGGCAUUUCGGUUGUGCAGAGCGUAGACUACCAUGCUGUUGCCAGACGCUCGAGGGCUAUACAAACAGUAGCAUCGAAUGCCACGCAUCUUGCAAGCCAAUAUGGCGAAUCUCUCCUGCAUGGCAUCCUAGGCUGGCGUGGCGUUGGCGACAUGGAUGCCCCGUCCCGGCGAGAUUCUGGUGUCGCCUUCGGUGCUUUGACUACUAUAAUGCGAGAGCACUCAACACUAGAUACCAACCGGUUCGAAAUUUCCCUCAACAUGAUAUUGGACAGACUUCAGGGCUUGGCAACAAGAAAAGUUGAAGAGCGUCAUGGUCUACUACUGUGUCUCUCCUCUGUUUUGGAUCAGUUCCCAGGAUUUCAAAGCUCUACUGUAGCAGGUAUCGAAUUGGCUACCUUUACCGUCACUGCAAUCUGCCAUGUUUUACACGAUUGCCAUUAUACUACUUAUAGACGGCCGGAGCUCGUCGCAGAGGCAGCAAGUCGGGUCGCUGUGUCUACCACACCUCUCCUACAGGUUUUAAUAGGCUACAACGGAAUGGGUAAUGUCCUCGAGCCCGGGGCAGAGUUUUUGUCUCCCAGGCGGACCGACCAAUGCAUCGUCGGGUUUCUCACCGAGGUUCGCAGCCAUGUACCGCGAACUACCCCGCUGGUCCAGUUUGCUGAGACGCUUGCAAAAUCCAUUACCGCGUGGCUCGACUUUCCUGAACCCGAGACCAUCGAGGCGGCCUCCACGGCGGCCCUGCUCCUCCUGGUGAUCUCGACAGAUGAGGACCGUACCAGGCUCCUGCUGGAAUGGGCCAAGCUCGUGCAGUACCGCCCUGCAAGCCGUGCGGCCAUAAUUGGCCAGGGCUACUUCCACGUGCUGGCGAUGGCCCAACCGCUGGCUGAGGCGACCUCACAGCACGCCGAGUGGGACGACGUCGUGAGCGAGGCAUUUGUCGCACGCUGGAUCGCCGACCGACAGGUGGAAACGCGAGUGUCCCUCCUACAGAGCUUGACGCGCACGCGCGUGCUGCGCAGCAAGCCGCUCGCCUUCCUGGCACUCCUCGUUGACGGCCUGAACGACUACACGACAAAUGCGCGCGGAGAUGUCGGCUCGCAGGUGCGUGUGCAGGCACUCAAAGCUGUCCAGGUGCUCUGGGCAGACAUUGCGGACGCGACCGGGGAGGAAGAUUGGGUGGUGCAGUCUGUGCAAAAGCUAUUCUACAGCAUCCUACGCCUGUCGGUGGAAAAGCUGGACAAGGUCCGGCCAGAAGCGCAAUUCGCGCUGUCUUUGAUGAUACAAAAGAGGUACUGCCAUUUGUUGUUUGCAACAACCGCACCGAUUAGUUCGCUGACUCCCAGUACUACAUACUUUACCACGAUCCUCGAACUCCUCCCACGCGGUCAUUUGCUCAAGUCCGUCGCCGCGACCGCCAUGUCGGAUCCGGUAUCGUGGACGUCGCAGCUCAUGGCCGGCUUCGUCACGUCGGCCGACACGGGGCAGGAGGAGCUCGUCAUCACCAGCCGCGCGGCCCUCGUAUCCUUUUGCCAAGCCAGUCCCGACCAUCUGGUGCAGGUCUGCGGCGCACUCGCGCACAACCUCGCGGCCUACCGCAGCGAGGACCGCGUGGUGGUGCCGACACUCGAGGUGAUGGCGUACCUCUUCCACACGGGGCUUUGCCGGGCCGACACACUUGACCUGCGUGGCCUCUGCCUGCAGACGCAAAAGGCCGGCUACAGGACGGGCAAUCUGCGCAAGAUUAUGGCGUGUAUCCGGGUGUAUGGCUGCGUGGCAGGGGCGGAGGGGCAGGGGCAGGGGCAGGGGCAGGGGGAGGGGGAGGUGAAUGGGGAUGAGGGCCCGCGCGAGGCGAGGAAGAGGCUAGGCGCGCUCAUGUUCCAUCCGUGGCCGAGGGUGCGCAUGGCUGUGGUUGAUGAGCUCUGGGGGCUCUUGGGCGGCGGCGGCGGCGAGAACGGCGGUGCGGAUGUCUUGCUAGGCGUAGAUUGGGGCAAUGCGGACAGAAACAGCAUCAUGUAUAUGGUGGGGAAACUUCAAUUAGUAUAG
This is a messenger RNA of Cordyceps militaris CM01, 3789 nucleotides long. RefSeq names its product small nuclear ribonucleoprotein. The transcript is spliced from 3 exons. Gene Ontology annotation, molecular function: beta-tubulin binding; GTPase activator activity. NCBI's taxonomy places the organism in Eukaryota, Fungi, Ascomycota, Sordariomycetes, Hypocreales, Cordycipitaceae. The record is from RefSeq and is a predicted model, not a curated record. Bases 1 to 3789 code for a protein of 1262 amino acids. Gene Ontology annotation, biological process: post-chaperonin tubulin folding pathway; tubulin complex assembly; microtubule cytoskeleton organization.